This is a messenger RNA of Phytophthora sojae, 586 nucleotides long. RefSeq lists its product as hypothetical. Bases 89 to 451 code for a protein of 120 amino acids. The record is from RefSeq and is a predicted model, not a curated record. The transcript has a single exon. Lineage: Eukaryota; Oomycota; Peronosporomycetes; Peronosporales; Peronosporaceae.
CUGAGCCCAAGUCGCCUGCCUUCCUAGCUGUCUGGCUGCCUGGCCCGCCACCACCUCCACCUCCACCCCCUUUAACAAACAACCCGCGAUGGGACUGCUGCCCCCGCGCAAGAAGUCCAACCUGCUCUUCAAGCAGCGCUCGAGCGCGCACAAGCGGCCCGAGGAGGACCCGCUCGUUGCGACGCCGCUGCCGCUGGAGGCCCAGAAGCUCAAGACGCACAUCCUGCAGGCCCACCCGCAGCCGCUGCUGCGCUUCAGCAUGAGCCGCAUGCGCCACGUCGUGGCCCAGUCCCCCGUGGAGAUCCCGGCCGAGCUCCGCAAGAAGAACCUCGUGACCAGCCGCGUGUCCGGCCGCAGCGUGCCGCUCACGCGCAGCAUGUGGGACAAGCAGAUGAAGCAGUACAAGAAGCACAAGCUCGACGUCAUCGGCGAGGGCAUCCACUACCAGUGACAGGAUGGCUGGACGAUCCGCAGUCCACCCAACCCAAACGCACAACUGAUACCUUACGCAGUGCCGUGAAUACUGUUCACCCUCGUCGAGAUGUAGAUAAAAGUUCCUAUGAAAAGCCAAAUACACUAUCAACUG